Aureobasidium namibiae CBS 147.97 is the source of this 1314-nucleotide messenger RNA. RefSeq lists its product as uncharacterized. Bases 1 to 1314 code for a protein of 437 amino acids. The transcript is spliced from 2 exons. The record is from RefSeq and is a predicted model, not a curated record. Lineage: Eukaryota; Fungi; Ascomycota; Dothideomycetes; Dothideales; Saccotheciaceae.
AUGGCACAUAACAAGUUACUCGUAUCCUUCAGAGAUACGUUCUCCUCCAAGGUCUCGACAACUACACAGCAACAAGACUAUCUCUAUGGUCUUCGCGGAAUUCUUGCCGUCGAGAGUUUCCUCUGGCUAUUCCUCAAGACCUUUGUCCCAGCAGUGGUCACCAAUGAGAUGGCAGGUCCAGCUCAUCAAGUCGUCGUUCGCAAGGUCUUCUCCGCGCUCUUCUGGAACGAGAGCCUGAUAUCUUCUUUCUUCAUCAUACUAUCAGCACGCUCUAUCUGUAUCAGCUUCCUGCAAGAGCCCACUGCCAAAGCAUUCGCUCGCUCGCUGUUGACUCGACCUCUACGCAUUGGCAUUCCGCUCGCCUUUGCUUUGGCCUUCUCCAUCUCAAUCUUUUCUUCGACCAGCACAGUCUACAUCGAUCUGGCUGCACAAGCUCUGAAGAACCCUGAUCUCGCCGUACCUACUAUGCCAUCCAACGCUCUAGCAUCCUUCAACACGAUCUGGGAUGUGUUAUGGGUUGUCCGCGAUUUCGGAAAACAGAUGGCGAAUCAAGCAUUUCCAGGUGCAACCAUGUGGGCCCCAUCAUUGAUCUACUCGCAAAGCUAUACCACAUAUAUCGCGAUGGUCAUCCUUCCAUUCACAAGAGCUUCUUGGCAUGUCCAGGCCAUCACGAUGUUCAGCAUCGGAUCUUUCUGGUUCAACUCUUGGGGGUGGUACUCAGCGGCUGGACUUUUCAUCGCUGACUUGUCUCAAAACCAAGACCUCCGCGCACGUUUGAAUCGCGGAAUCAAAAUCAGUGAAAGCGUCAGCUUCCCCUAUUGGAUACUGGCCAUCCUGUCUGUUGUUGCGGGCCUUGUCAUGAAAUACCUUUGGGUGGCCGCAUUGCCUCAGCAUCUUCGCGCAGAGCUGGCUCUCCAUCCGUGUCUCCAUCUCACUCAAGGGCUGACCACUCGCAAUUUCAACAAGGAUCAAGCCUAUGCCAGAUUGGAUGACUACCUGAUCGUAGUCGGUAUCCUCUUCCUUUUCGAGAUGUCAAGCCGUUUGAGAUCGGUCUUCUCAUCAAGGCUGUUAGUCCAAGUCGGGAAAAGAUCACUCAGUAUCUACGUGGCUCAAUCCUUAAUGCUUUACGUUGUCAGUCUUAGAGUUUUCGUUGCUCUUCAUGUGCUGAGGAACAUGUCCGUGGCUUCUGCAAAUGCCGUGGCCUUCAUCUCUUAUCUCGGUCUGACGGCUGCAUUUGCCGAGGCAUUUUACUGGACAAUCGAGAGGACAUCUACCUGGUUCGCCAGACACCUCUUUGAGUGGAGCAGAACUUGA